Messenger RNA from Drosophila melanogaster (fruit fly), 634 nucleotides. RefSeq lists its product as uncharacterized. The transcript is spliced from 3 exons. The record is from RefSeq and is marked reviewed. The coding region runs from base 96 to 329 and encodes 77 amino acids. NCBI's taxonomy places the organism in Eukaryota, Metazoa, Arthropoda, Insecta, Diptera, Drosophilidae.
UAGUUAAACAAAUUUAGUCGACAAAGGCGGUUGAUUUUAAUUAACCAAAUAGUUUAUAUUCAUCUAAAAUCGUCUGAACUAAAAACGGGAACAACAUGUGCAAGUGUCUGGUCGGAAACGUUGCCUGCUGCUGCUGCAGUUGUGCAAUUAGUGUGCUUGUUUCAAUCAUCAGUGGAUUGCUGGUGGUCGGCAUUGUGGUCGGAUUGGCCGUCUACUUUCUUGUCUACUACGAACCGGAGGAUGAGGUUACCAAGUUCACCAAUAAAUUAGCCGAAAGUGUACAGUCGGGAUAUGGCAAAAUUAAGGAUGUCAUAAGCAAAUUAAAUUGAGCAUGGUAAAAAGAUAACAAAUUGAACUAGAAGAUUCAUAGGCAUUCAAUAAACUAGAAUUUCAGAUUAGUACACAGCGAAAAAUGUUCCACGCUUUGCAUAAUUCCAUUCAUCCAAAUUAAUUGCCACCAAUUUACAGAAACGAACACCGCUGGAGCCUUUUAGAAGAGGAUAAUUGUUAAACUGUUUAAUUAUCAGUACAAAUAAAUAUUACAACACCUUCUAAAUAAUAUUGUGAAUCUCCAUCUAAUGCAAAAGAUGUUUUAACGCAAAAGAUUUUAUAAAUAAAUAUUUAUGAUGUUCAG